AUGCACCUCACCACCUCGAGUGUAGCAGACGCAUGGCCCACGUCCACAUCUGCCUUGGCCAGUCAUGCCAUCAACGCCUCUCGCCGUCUGCAUCCUUUGCCGCAUCCAUCCCAUCUACGCAUAGCGCCACGCAUCUACUCGCUCCAUGUGCCCACCAGCUCCGCUCCAUGCUCUGCCACCAUUCCCGCCCCUUCACUCGCCUCUUUGACUGGCCCAGCCCUUUGCACGGGCCUCGCACCUCGGCUUGCCCAACGUCUCUACUCCACCGCCACCCCUAAUCCCAAGCCCGCCGCUUCACCCGCUCCGCCCCAAUAUGGUUUGGCAGCAGUUCGUGCAGCUCCCUUCAAGCAUGCUCUGGCCUUGGUGGUCCUGCAUGUGGGCAUCAGCCAAGUGCUCCUCCUUCCCGCUUACUGGGCCGUGCACUCGGCAGGUCUGGGCAAUAGCAUGCUAGCAGGUCCGCAAGCUGCCUGGAUCCUCUCCCGUCCUCUGCCAGCGUGGAUGGCCAAUGCUGUGGGGCUAGGCUCUGCGCCAAGCAAGAGCCCAGCUUUGACGGAGGAGGGACAAGAGAUUCAAUCCAAGCAGGAGAUCAUGCGUCGCAGGUUGGAGAGGCGCGGACGUCGAGCUACCGUCGAGGACCUGCUCGAGCUCGAGGUGGGCAAGCUGGCUAGCGGCGCUUGGGGAGCUGGAGGUGGCCUCAUUCGCCUCAUCAGCGACUUUCGAGCUUCGGCACAGGGGCCAAGCGGAACAGGCACGGAUCAGGAGUCUCAGCGGGCCAUGGAUGAGCUCAAGGGCAGAGGAGGAGGCGGCGAUGGCGCAGGCGAUGGCGCAGGUGCAAAAUCGUGGGGCACGGCGCUGGGCGGGAGUAUAUCUACUCAAGCUAGAGGCAUCGCUGGCAACAUUCGCAUCACGCAGGUCCGUGAUGCUUUUGCUGCUUGGGUCGUGGGUGAGUGUGCAGUGUAUCGGUCGCGCUGUUGGGCUCGAGCUCAUGUCUACAAUGAUCUCUUGGUGCCUUCUCGACAACGCGCGUGUUCAGUCAAGGUGAGUUGCGAGCGCGCCAAAAGUUAGUCGUGAGUGCCAUCCUCGCAUUGUGUGCUGACGAGCAAUGGGGUCGAACGGGUCCGAUCCAGAUGCUACUCCCGGUGAGGCUACCUUUGUCACUCUUCUUGACGCCGCGAUUCGUCAGAGGUCUGGGUAG
Molecule: messenger RNA, 1195 nt
Organism: Ceraceosorus bombacis
Lineage: Eukaryota; Fungi; Basidiomycota; Exobasidiomycetes; Ceraceosorales; Ceraceosoraceae
Source: the annotation of a GenBank genome assembly